This is a messenger RNA of Sciurus carolinensis (gray squirrel), 1844 nucleotides long. It is a transcript of the gene Ip6k2, whose product is annotated as inositol hexakisphosphate kinase 2. Gene Ontology annotation, biological process: phosphatidylinositol phosphate biosynthetic process; inositol phosphate biosynthetic process. NCBI's taxonomy places the organism in Eukaryota, Metazoa, Chordata, Mammalia, Rodentia, Sciuridae. Gene Ontology annotation, cellular component: cytoplasm; nucleus. The record is from RefSeq and is a predicted model, not a curated record. The transcript is spliced from 6 exons. The coding region runs from base 297 to 1574 and encodes 425 amino acids. Gene Ontology annotation, molecular function: inositol hexakisphosphate kinase activity.
UAGUGGGGCUUGUCUUUGGCCUUGGACUGGGGCAGUAUGUUGUGGACAUCCUGGGCAGAUAAGUCCUAGAUGACACUUAAGUUGGUUUUCCGUGUAAAAAUUUCAUUAAUGGAUAGAUUUGAGCACCAUUCACCUUAAGUUCGUGUAUCCUGUUUGACAAUGCAGAGCAUUCUGGCCUGCACAAACCUAGGAGUGAAGACCAAACAGAAGGACCAUCAGACAAACAAGAGGCUGAGGACGUGCUGGCCACUGGACCCCGCUGCCUCCCCCUUUUCCCUGCCGCCUGGGUCCGGAGGAUGAGCCCAGCCUUCAGGGCCAUGGAUGUGGAGCCCCGCACCAAGGGCAUCCUGCUGGAGCCCUUUGUCCACCAGGUUGGGGGGCACUCUUGUGUUCUACGCUUCAAUGAGACGACCCUGUGCAAGCCCCUGGUCCCGAGGGAACAUCAGUUCUACGAGACCCUCCCAGCUGAGAUGCGCAAAUUCACUCCCCAGUACAAAGGUGUGGUGUCUGUGCGCUUUGAAGAAGAUGAAGACAGGAACUUGUGUUUAAUAGCGUAUCCAUUAAAAGGGGACCAUGGAACUGUGGACUUUGUAGACAAUUCAGACUGUGAACCAAAAAGUAAGCUUCUAAGGUGGACAAACAAAAAACAUCACAUGCUAGAAAUGGAAAAGGUCCCCAAGGACUGGGUGCGACAGCACCGGAAAGAGGAGAAGAUGAAGAGCCAUAAGUUAGAAGAAGAAUUUGAGUGGCUAAAGAAAUCUGAAGUCUUAUACUACAGUGUAGAAAAAAAGGGGAAUAUAAGUUCCCAGCUUAAACACUAUAACCCAUGGAGCAUGAAAUGUCACCAGCAACAGUUACAAAGAAUGAAGGAGAAUGCAAAGCAUCGGAACCAGUACAAAUUUAUCUUACUGGAGAACCUGACUUCCCGCUACGAGGUGCCUUGUGUACUGGACCUUAAGAUGGGCACACGCCAGCAUGGUGAUGAUGCUUCAGAGGAGAAAGCAGCUAACCAGAUCCGAAAAUGUCAGCAGAGCACAUCUGCAGUCAUUGGUGUGCGUGUGUGUGGCAUGCAGGUGUACCAGGCAGGCACUGGGCAGCUUAUGUUCAUGAACAAGUACCAUGGGCGGAAGCUGUCAGUGCAGGGCUUCAAGGAGGCGCUUUUCCAAUUCUUCCACAAUGGGCGAUACCUGCGCCGAGAGCUCCUGGGCCCUGUGCUCAAGAAGCUGGCUGAGCUCAAGGCAGUGUUGGAACGACAGGAAUCCUACCGCUUCUACUCAAGCUCCCUACUGGUUAUCUAUGAUGGCAAAGAGUGGCCUGAAGUGGCCCUGGACUCUGAUGCGGAGGACUUGGAGGACCUAUCAGAGGAGUCAGCUGACGAGUCUGCUGGUGCCUAUGCCUACAAGCCCAUUGGCGCCAGCUCAGUGGAUGUGCGCAUGAUCGACUUUGCUCACACCACUUGCAGGCUGUACGGCGAGGACAGUGUGGUGCAUGAGGGCCAGGAUGCUGGCUAUAUUUUUGGGCUCCAGAGCCUGAUAGACAUUGUCACAGAGAUAAGUGAGGAGAGUGGAGAGUGAGCUGCUGGUUGUUCCAGUACUUGAGAGAGACUCUGUCCCAGGCAUAGCUGUGCUGUGUCAGGGAGGAGGCCAGUAUGGCCAGGUAGUGGCCCCUGUAGCCUGGAGCUGAUGCGCAGUGGCCUCUGUGAGCCCCAACCCGAGCCAGCCCCAGUUGCCCUCGGAGUCUUUAUUUAUUUUAACUAUUUCUUCAACAUUCCACAUUUGAUGAUGCAGAUACCUCUUUGUUCCCUAAGUGUAAAUGUUCUAAUACAGAUCUUUUUGUUUAUUGUA